This is a messenger RNA of Sorex fumeus (smoky shrew), 1017 nucleotides long. RefSeq names its product testis expressed 19 (gene TEX19). Gene Ontology annotation, cellular component: cytoplasm; nucleus. The transcript has a single exon. The record is from RefSeq and is a predicted model, not a curated record. Bases 1 to 1017 code for a protein of 338 amino acids. NCBI's taxonomy places the organism in Eukaryota, Metazoa, Chordata, Mammalia, Eulipotyphla, Soricidae. Gene Ontology annotation, biological process: spermatogenesis; placenta development; male gonad development.
AUGUGCCCCCCGGUGAACGCGCGGCAGUGCAGGGAGGGCGUGUCCUACCUGCAUGCCUUCUGGCUGUACCAGUUCCAGCACGGCGCUGAGCUGAAGGUAUGCUUCGCCUGCUUCAAGGCCGCCUUCCUGGAGUUCAGGGACUCGCUGGAUUCGGAGGACUGGGACGAGAACGAGUGGGAUCCGGAGCCCGGGUCUCCCGAGUUGGGGGGGUCUGAGCCGGGAGCGGCCGUGGGGAUGGGGCCCGGCGGGGAGCAGUCUGCACAGGGGGACUCGCUGGACUGGGGUUCAGGCCUCCUGGCGUCCACCCUCACAGGCCUAGAGCAGGAGAGCCCUGAGCACUUCUACGUGCCGACUGAGCUGGAGUCUCAGGAUGCCACCCCGCUGGAGCUGGGCCCCGAGGACGCUGACUGGACCCAGGGCCUUCCCUGGAGACUUGGCAUGCUGCCGGUCUGCCCACACUGGCCGGUUUCCCCCACUGCUUGGCUGGGGUUUUUCCGAGGAGACCAUCAGCCUGGAGAGUCCAUGCUGUUGGAACUGGGCCCCACCCAGGUCAUGGAUCCUGCUGAGGCCGAGUCCUGGCUGCUGGAAUUGCAGCUCUUCACCAUGGUGACCUGCAGCCAGUCCGUCUACUUCCGGAAGAUGAAGCCAGGGUGGGUCCAGAGGACCCGAGGCCGUGGCUGGUCUGUGCUGCUUGAGCCUGCUGAGAUGUGUUUGAUGAGGCUCAAAGAUACACCCCAGGAAUUUGAUGCGCACAAGUGGAAACUGAGUGUUCUGGAAAGCUCCGCCUCAGGGUACAGUGCGGAACUGGUCCCCGCGGAUGUCGCCCUGCUGAAGAAGGGAUUCACCAUCCUCUCCUACUCACCCUCUGUCCAGCAGGAGACCGAAGAAGGGGCCACUGCCCCAACGCCCUCACCCUGCCCCCAAGCACCAUUUCCCCACAGCACAGAGCCCUGGUGCAGAGGACUCGAAGAGCCUCACCCUGGGGGAGGUGCUUGGUUUCAGGGACCCCAGAACUGA